Callorhinchus milii (elephant shark) is the source of this 3228-nucleotide messenger RNA. It is a transcript of the gene hltf, whose product is annotated as helicase-like transcription factor. Lineage: Eukaryota; Metazoa; Chordata; Chondrichthyes; Chimaeriformes; Callorhinchidae. Bases 47 to 3094 code for a protein of 1015 amino acids. The record is from RefSeq and is a predicted model, not a curated record. The transcript is spliced from 25 exons. Gene Ontology annotation, molecular function: hydrolase activity, acting on acid anhydrides, in phosphorus-containing anhydrides; zinc ion binding; ATP-dependent chromatin remodeler activity.
GGGCCUGUGCUGGGGCUGGGGUUGGGCCUGCGGGGGUGUCAGUCGCAUGGCUUUCUGGCAGAAUUGGUACAAUGCCCAGGGUGGGGCUGGGGCAGCCUCUGCCCACUUUCCUGAUGGAAGCUUCCUGUUUGCUCCUGACCAGGAAGAGUCACUGGCCCAGUUCAUAGACUCGGCUCUGGCAGAUAGCUCCGCUCUGGCAGAGGAAGCUCUGGAUUCGGCUGUUUUGCUUGGGAACUUGCGAGGGAAUGUGGUCGGAUUGAGAUACUACACCGGGGUGGUCAGCAAGAAUGAGAUGGUGGCUCUGCAGCGAGAACCCAGAAACGCACAUGACUCCAACGCAAUCCGCGUGAACAACAUAAACGGGGACCAGGUCGGGCACCUCAGGCGGCAGCUGGCAGCUGCCCUGGCAUUCAUCCUGGACAACAAGCUGGCGAGGAUCGAGGGCUUGGUUCCUUACAAAGUUAAUAACAAGUUCACCAUGCCAGUGCAGUUGUCCUUCUGGGCACCCGAGGCUCAGCGAGCGGCAGUGCUAAGCCACCUACAGCAACACGGCCUGAACCUGGCUCCUCCCACACAAGAUGGUGGAGGUGCAGGAGUGUGGAGAGCACGAGCGGGGCCCAGCUACAGGGCCCCUAGCCACCAGCCUGUACACAUGACCGCUGAGCAGCUCAAGAGUGAAUUUGACAAGAUUUUUGAGGAUAUAAAGGAAGACAACAAAACUGCAGAGAUGGAACCAGCUCCGGCUGUGCGCACUGCUCUGCUGCCUCACCAGAAGCAGGCUCUGGCCUGGAUGGUGACUCGGGAGAACAACUGGGAGCUGCCCCCGUUCUGGGAGCUGCGGGGUGGCCUCUACCACAACCUGCUCACCAACUUCACACAGAGCCAGCGGCCGGACAGCGUUCACGGGGGCAUCCUGGCCGAUGACAUGGGCUUGGGAAAAACUCUCUCAACCAUUGCCUUAAUCCUGAGCAACUUCCAUGGCGGGCGGCCACUCCCUGUUGAGCGGAGCACAGAGGAGGGGGCGGAGGUUGUUGACAAGGCUCCUGAGACAUGUAGCGUUGGCGAUUGGAACAUGAGAGCUGGCGAGGACCUGCCCGCGAGUGCCAGAGCCGGUGCUCAUCGGGACAAGGAUUUGGGGAUGACCGUAGCUGGAAGCAGACCUUUGGCAGUGUGUGAAGCUGCCUCGUCCAGUCUGAAAAGCGUAAAACCUGAGCCAGCUCCGUCUACCCACAGGAGCUGCUCCGCGAGGAGCGAGUGGCAGGUCACUGCAGGCAAGCGAGCUCCAGAAGAAAUGAAAAGUGGCUGGAAUAAGAGGAAGAAAGUGAAAUCCACAGGCAGCUCAUGCAAAGGCACAGGAGCGAGCAUCACAGCCCUGCCCCCAACCCACCUGGGGGAGGACACAGCGUUUGCCGCUGCGCUUGGGGGGUUCCCGUCCGUCUCCAAGACACAACCCCAAAAAGUGAGCGGUGGUGCUCAGGCGCUCCCCGAGCCCCCAGCCAGGCCAACCCUCAUCGUGUGCCCGCUCUCCGUGCUCUCUACCUGGAUGGAGCAGUUUGAGCAGCAUAUGGAUCCCGGCGUGCAGCUCCGCAGGUGCCUGUAUUACGGCCAAAAUCGCCCCCGGGACCCUGAUUUCCUGAGCCAGCAGCACGUGGUGCUGACCACCUACACCACGCUGACCACGGAGCACGGGGGAGAGGGAGUAAGCCCACUGCAGGCUGUGCUCUGGCUGCGAGUGGUGCUGGACGAGGGACACACAAUCCGCAACCCCAACACCCGGCAGACAAGAGCCGCACUUGCUCUGAAAGCCCAGCGGCGCUGGCUCCUUACAGGAACUCCCAUCCAAAAUUCCCUGCAGGAUCUCUGGUCUCUUGUCUCCUUCCUGAAGCUGAAGCCGUUUACUGAGCGGCAAUGGUGGCAUCGCACAAUCCAACGGCCGGUCUCACUGGGCGACGAACAAGGUCUCCGGCGGUUGCAGGGGUUGCUGAGGAACAUAACGCUGAGGAGGACCAAGAACAGCCAGGUGAGAGGGCGGCCGGUGGUGACGUUACCUCGUCGCACCCUCUGCCUCCAGCACAUCUCCCUGUGUGAGGAGGAGAGGCAGAUUUAUCAAGCCAUCAUGGACGAAGGCAGGAGCACCAUAAGCAGGUACUUGCGUGAAGACUCGAUGAUGACACACUACGCGCACGUGUUCGCCAUCCUGGUCAGGCUGCGACAGCUGUGCUGUCACCCUCACCUCACUGCCAGGACUCCUCCAGCCGGGGCUACCACAGCAGCUGACGGAACCCCAGAGGAACUGCGGGCGAAGCUGGUGAGGAAGAUGAAGAUGGUGCUGAGUUGUGGUGUAGACGAGGAGUGUGCCAUCUGCCUGGACUCGCUGCGGCUGCCAGUCAUCACGCACUGCGCACAUGUCUUCUGCCGACUCUGCAUCUGUCAGGUUAUUCAGCAGACGAACGCCCGGUGCCCCAUGUGUAGGGCUGAGGUGCGGGCGGGGCAGCUGGUGGAGUGUUCUCCGGGGGAGACGGACUCAACGCCGGCGGAGAGCACCAGGCCAGCCUGGGUCUCCAGCUCAAAGGUGGACGCCCUGAUGCUCUCUCUGAUUGAGAUUCGGAGACAGGAUCCCAACAUCAAGAGUUUAGUGGUGUCUCAGUUCACAGCCUUCCUCUCGCUCAUCGAGAUCCCUCUGCGAGCUGAAGGCUUCUCGUUCGUGCGGUUUGACGGCUCCAUGUCCCGGAGCAGACGAGCGAAGACUGUGAGCUCCUUCCAGAGCUGCUCCCCGGCCUCCCCAACCAUCCUCCUCCUCUCCUUGCGAGCCGGGGGUGAGGGCCUCACCCUGACUGCAGCCUCCCGUGUCUUCCUCAUGGAUCCCGCCUGGAAUCCCGCAGCUGAAGAUCAGUGUUUCGACAGAUGCCAUCGACUAGGCCAGACACGAGACGUGAUCAUCACCAAGUUCAUCGUGAAGGACUCAGUGGAGGAGAACAUGAUUAAGAUCCAGCACAGGAAACGGGACCUGGCCAUCGGGGCCUUUGCAGCCAAAAGCCACAGUGAGGUGACCAAGGCUCGUGUGGAUGAGAUCCGAACUCUCAUCGACCUGUGACUGACUGCCUUCCCUGCCCAUUCAGCUCGCCCCCACCCUACCUCCCAAGUGGGAAGAGUCCCUUUUUAUCAGUACUUGGGUUUUCAAACAAUUUGUGAACAAAAUACUGUAUUAAAGUAUAAUUUCAUACAAAA